This is a messenger RNA of Sclerotinia borealis F-4128, 1263 nucleotides long. NCBI's taxonomy places the organism in Eukaryota, Fungi, Ascomycota, Leotiomycetes, Helotiales, Sclerotiniaceae. The record is from the annotation of a GenBank genome assembly.
AUGGCGAGCUCCCUUGCCUACAGAGCGGCUGGCUUGGUUGCCCUCAUCGCAAUUCUCUAUCAGUUUUUCUUCAAACGCAUUAUAUUCGAUGUUGCCGGCUUUGGGCGUUCCGUUUCGACAAUUGACGCGUGGAAUGCAACUUGUGAGAGAAUUGACAAUCUCGGCAUCGAAGCCUGCGAAGAUAUGUGGUUUCAUCAUGCCAGUGGAUACCUAUACAUGGCUUGUUCUGAUGUUCCAAGUCGAUUAGAAUGGCUUCCUGCUGCCGACCGUCUGAAUGCUUCCGGUCGAGGUCUAACAGAUAGGAUUGCUAUUUUGGAUACCCGAGGGAGUGGUUCUUUAGAAUCUCGGCUUCAGUGGAUGACAACCGAGGGGUUCUCUGGUAACAACGGAGAUGGUACAUUUAACCUUCACGGUUUCGACAUCCGUCCAGAUCCUAAGACUAACAUCUUGCGUGUUUUGCUCAUCAAUCAUCGACCUCCAAUGGAUCCUAUCAGCGGUGCCUCACUUGAUGCUGUCAGCCUAGGUGCAAAUUCUACCAUUGAACUGUUCCACAUUGAAGCUGGAAGUGGUUCUAUGAGACACAUGAGAACAUAUACAGAUCCAGCAAUACAUGCCCCAAACCAAGUGGCCUGGGUAAAUGAUGAUGCUUUCGUAUUUACCAAUGAUCAUAGUGCAAAGGUUGGAUUUCGUCGUCAUUUAGACAUACUCCUUGGAGGUGGUAGUAUCGGUUACUGCGAUGCCAGUACGAAUCACUGCAACAUCGCUCACUCAUCUGGGCUGACUGGUCCUAAUGGGUUGGUCACAGGACGUGAUGGACUCAUAUAUGUCCCAAAUACAGUCUUACACGAAAUUCACAUUUUCUCACUCACCGAGGAAAACACUCUCUUAAAAUUGGAUACGCUGCAAGCACCAUACCCAAUUGAUAACAUGAGUGUGGAUAAAAAUGGCGACAUUUUUGCUGCUUCGUUCCCACAAGCCUACAAAUGGGCACAGAGUUUAAAUGACCAAUCGGUCCAGAUUCCCGCGGCUGUUGUACGAAUUCGAAGAAAAGGAAAUGAUUUUGAUCACAUGAUCAAAGGGGGCGUAAGAGAAGGAAGGGAUCUUGGAAAGAGUAAGGAUGGCUAUCUUGUUGAAACCGUGGUGGAAGAUGACGGAACAAUUUUGUCGGCAGUGACCACCGCUGUUCAUGAUGCGGAGAAGGGGAAAUUGUACCUAGGAGGCGUCACAGCACCAUUUAUCAUGAUUUGUGAAAUGAAGAAAUGA